CUCUACCCCGUGUUUUCCCUCCCACCUAAGCUGAUCACCGGCUCAACCUCUUUCCUUGUCAACGCCUUCCUUCCUCUUUGUGCCUUGUUGCAUAUAAUUCGGGCGCGACUUACUUCUAUUUAGGGGAGCCCUAUUACUGGGUUUGGCUUGGUCUUUUAUUCAUGACCCCCCUCUUUAAUUUGCACCACAUCCGCUCCUUUUAGCCUUUUUUUUUUCGUGGCCCCCAACCUCCUCUGGUUAUCCGCAAUCCUUAAAUUCCCAUCUAGCACCAAAAGUCUACAGACUUAUUUAGGAAAAGAUCUACUUCAGCAAGUUAUUUCACCUACCUUACCUAGAUAUAAGCAUAAAAAAAGGCUUUCCCCCCAAGAAACAACAGCACAAAGAAGGAUGGACAAAACGGAACUGGGCGCCGCCGGCGUCCACCCGGUCACUUCCAAUGCGGCCGGCAGCCAGGAAAAGGUGACGAUCCAAGAGGACAACAAGCGCGGCGAGGACUGGUACACCCGAAAUGGCCUCAACCUCAGGUCCUUCCAGCGGCGCGAUGAGGAUAGCGGCACUGGCACCGCCGAAUUGGACCGUACCAUGAAGGGUCGCCACCUGCACAUGAUUGCCAUAGGUGGUUCUAUCGGUGCGGGUUUCUUUGUCGGUUCCGGAGGCGCCCUCGGCAGUGGUGGCCCUGGAUCUCUCCUCAUCAACUUCCUCAUCAUCGGUGUCAUGAUGUUCAACGUCGUCUACGCCCUUGGUGAACUCUCCAUCAUGUACCCUGUCUCCGGUGGCUUCUACACUUACUCUGCUCGCUUCAUCGACCCGUCGUGGGGUUUUGCCAUGGGUUGGAACUACGUUUUCCAGUGGGCAAUCGUCCUGCCCCUGGAACUGACGGUCUGCGGUAUCACCAUAUCCUACUGGAACGAUAGUAUCAGCGUCGGCGUGUGGAUCACGGUGUUCUGGCUUGCCAUCCUCAUCAUCAACAUCUUUGGAACGCUUGGUUACGCAGAGGAGGAGUUCGCAUCGUCGGCAUUCAAGCUGCUCGCCACCUGCAUCUUCCUCGUCAUCGCCUUCGUCCUCGUCCUCGGCGGUGGUCCCAAGGAUGGUCGCUACAACGAAUACUGGGGUGCCCGCCUGUGGGUGGACCCUGGCCCAUUCCAGAACGGCUUCCGCGGUUUCUGCAGCGUGUUUGUCACGGCGGCUUUUGCUUUCAGCGGAACCGAGCUGGUUGGUUUGGCCGCUGCUGAGGCGCGCAACCCCGUCAAGGAGAUGCCUGGUGCUAUCAAGCAGGUCUUCUGGCGUAUCACACUCUUUUACAUCCUCGGUCUCUUCUUCGUCGGUCUCCUCAUCGACGCUCGUGACCCCAACCUUCUCGGAUCCUCGUCCCACGAUGUGCACGCCUCGCCCUUUGUCCUCGUCGGCAAGUACGCCGGCCUCAAGGGAUUCGAUCACUUCAUGAACAUUACCAUUCUCGUGUCGGUUCUUUCCAUCGGAGUGUCGGCUGUCUACGGUGGCUCCCGUACCCUCACUGCCCUUUCUCAACAGGGCUACGCCCCCAAGAUCUUCUCCUACAUCGACCGCUCCGGCCGUCCCCUCUACUCGGUGGGCAUCAUUCUCGUCUUUGGUCUGCUGGCCUACGUCAACCUUAACGCGCAAGGCGAGGUUGUGUUCAACUGGCUCCUCUCGCUGUCUUCGCUGGCCGCUCUGUUCACCUGGGGCUCCAUCUGCCUCGCCCACAUCCGCUUCCGCAAGGCCUGGGCCCACAACGGCCACACCACCGACGAGAUCCCCUUCAAGGCCAUCGGCGGCGUCUGGGGCUCGUACCUUGGACUGACGCUUAACAUUCUCGUCCUUGCAGCUCAGAUCUUUGCCGCCAUCGCCCCUCCCCCCAAGGCCGGCGAGGAGCCCACCUUCAGCGACGCCGAGGGCUUCUUCAGCGCCAUGCUUGCCCUCCCCAUCGUCAUCCUGUUCUGGAUCAUCGGCUACUUGUGGAAGCGCGAGGGUUGGCUCAAGACGGAGCAGAUCGACGUCGACUCGGGACGCCGUGAGCUGCCGUGGGAUGAGAUCAAUGCUUACCGUGCCGAGCUCGCGGCCAUGCCGGCGUGGAAGCGCAUUGUGCACACCGUUUUCGUCUAAGAUGCUCCUUAAUUCGGGGGUAGUUUGAGGACAAAAACGCGGUGUUGUGCAGAGAACAAAAAGAUUAUAGAAUAAAGGGGUAAACCCUAGUUGCUGCAUUUUGUAGACUGGAUUUGGUGGGAGGCUUUUUUUGGGUAACAUCCUUUGUAGAUAUCCAUUUAAUGAAUGAUUACCCUGUUGCAAACA
This is a messenger RNA of Pyricularia oryzae 70-15, 2307 nucleotides long. RefSeq names its product amino-acid permease inda1. Gene Ontology annotation, molecular function: amino acid transmembrane transporter activity. Gene Ontology annotation, biological process: amino acid transmembrane transport. Gene Ontology annotation, cellular component: membrane. The coding region runs from base 388 to 2121 and encodes 577 amino acids. The record is from RefSeq and is a predicted model, not a curated record. NCBI's taxonomy places the organism in Eukaryota, Fungi, Ascomycota, Sordariomycetes, Magnaporthales, Pyriculariaceae. The transcript has 5 exons.